CAGUGCUGGACUAGCACACUUGCUCGCUCUCAGGCUCCAGAGCCUCUUGGUGCAGCGCAGCGCUGUGCGGCACCCACGGACACAUGGCCGGAGCACGGGGCUGGGGGCCGGCCUUGUGGCUCCCGAAACCCCGGACGUGGACGCUGCGGGGUGUGAAGGGCACCCGAUGCGACCUGCCGCGCUGGAAUCCAGAAACUGAGGCCAAACAAGCAUGUGAAUGGCUCCGAGCGACAGGAUUCCCUCAGUAUGCUCAGCUUUUUGAAGAAGGCUCGUUUCCCCUGGAUAUUGGCUCUGUGAAGAAGGACCACAGUUUUCUGGACGAGGACUCUCUGGGGGCCCUGUGCAGGAGGCUGAUGACCUUGAAUAAUUGUGCCUCGAUGAAACUGGAGGUUCAUUUUCAAUGCAAGCAGAAUGAAGACUCAGAAGAGGAAGAGCAGUGCACCAUCAGCACUCAUUGGGCCUUUCAGCCAGAAAGCAAGCGGUGGUCACGCGUGGGUUCCUCUGACCUACUGGCUCCACCGAGCCCUAGCCUUCCAGUGACCUCAAGCUGUGAGAGUGUCCUCACUGAACUUAGCGCCACCUCCCUGCCAGCCAUCACUGUGAGCCUGCCACCCGAGCCAGUGCACCUGCCUUUGGUAGACCAUGUCCCUAGCACUAAUGACCUGACCCUCCUCAGCCCCACCCAGGGCCAGAAGGUUCCCCAGGAGAAAAGCAAGAAACAACGUUCCCGAAGCUUUCUCAAGUACCUUGAGUCUCUGAGGCGGAAGGAAAAGGGUGACAGCCGGCAAACAGGGCCUGAGCAUAGCCCCACCACUUCAGAGAGGGCCCCCAAAGCCUCAUCUUUCCGCAGUUGCCGUGGCUUCCUCUCAGCUGGAUUUUAUAGGGCCAAGAACUGGGCAUCCACCUCAGGUAGUGGCAGUAAUGGUGGGACUCGAGAGGUUUGGCCUGUGGCCACGUACCGGCAUCCUCAGCAGGUACACCGGGGUAACUACCUGGUGCAUGUGCCUGGGGACCAUAAACCAGGCACAUUCCCUCGCUCUCUGUCCAUUGAGAGCCUGUGUCCAGAGGAUGGACACCGCCUGGCAGACUGGCAGCCAGCUAGGCGCUGGGGCUAUGAAGGCCGCCGGGGUUCCUGUGGCUCAACAGGCAGCCAUGCCAGCACCUAUGACAACAUGCCUGAGCUGUACCCAGCUGAGCCUAUACUGGCUAGGGCUGAGCCUGAAGAUGAGGAGGAAGGUGGGGGCAGCUAUGCCCACCUGGAUGACAUCCUCCAGCAUGUGUGGGGGCUGCAGCAACGGGUUGAGCUCUGGUCCCAGGCCAUGUACCCAGAACUGGAGCCUGGAGAUAAGGAAGAGGAAGAGGAGGAGGAAGAAGAGGAGGAGGCUACUUCAUCAGUAGAAAUAGCCACAGCUGAAGUCAAAGGACAGGCUGAGACUAUGGCCCAGGCAGAAACUCCAACCCUUGGAGAGUCCCUCUCCUGGAUCCAGGCCAAAGUCCAGCCAGUAGGACCAGCUCAGGCCCCAGAUGAGGUCGAAUCAUUGGCACAGGUAGAAGCUGAGGCCCCAGCCUGGGUCCAGGACAGUGAGCAAGAGGUGAACUCAGGUGGGGAACCCACCUCUGCUUCCAGUCUGUCUGUAGAAGGACACUCCAUUUCUGACACUGGGGCCUCUUCCACUGAACUUGAUAGUAGUGGGAACUCCACGAAUGAGACGGAGGCUGCAGGGUCUCUGGUGGGACUCCAGGCACCAGUGCCCCGUGAACGGCGUGAUUCAGGCGUUGGGGCCUCACUUACCAGACCCUGCAGGAAGCUCCGUUGGCACAGCUUCCAGAAUUCCCACCGGCCCAGCCUCAACUCGGAGUCGCUGGAGAUCAAUAGGCAGUUUGCCGGCCAGAUCAACCUCCUGCACAAGGGCUCACUGUUGCGGCUCACCGCCUUCAUGGAGAAGUACACUGUGCCCCACAAACAAGGCUGGGUCUGGUCAAUGCCCAAGUUCAUGAAAAGGAAUAAGACGCCAGACUAUAAGGGACAGCAUGUAUUUGGGGUACCACCCCUUAUCCAUGUUCAGCGCACAGGCCAGCCCCUGCCACAAAGUAUUCAGCAAGCUAUGCGCUAUUUGCGCAGCCAGUGCCUGGACCAGGUGGGCAUCUUCCGCAAGUCUGGGGUCAAGUCCAGGAUCCAGAACCUGCGCCAAAUGAAUGAGAGCUCCCCUGACAAUGUCUGCUAUGAGGGCCAGUCUGCUUAUGAUGUCGCUGACCUCCUGAAGCAAUAUUUCCGGGAUCUGCCUGAGCCCAUCUUCACCAGCAAGCUCACCACCACUUUCCUGCAGAUCUAUCAGCUCCUCCCCAAGGAUCAGUGGUUGGCAGCAGCACAAGCUGCCACCUUGCUGCUCCCCGAUGAGAACCGAGAAGUGCUACAGACACUGCUUUACUUCCUAAGUGACAUUGCCUCGGCCGAGGAAAAUCAGAUGACAGCUGGCAACCUGGCAGUGUGCCUGGCACCCUCCAUCUUCCACCUCAACGUCUCCAAAAAGGAUAGCCCCUCACCCAGGAUCAAGAGCAAACGCAGCCUGGUUGGUCGGCCAGGUCCUAGGGACCUGAGUGAAAAUAUGGCUGCCACCCAGGGCCUAUCACACAUGAUCAGUGACUGCAAGAAACUUUUCCAAGUGCCCCAGGACAUGGUGGUGCAACUGUGUGGCUCCUACAGUGCAGCUGAGCUUAGCCCUCCCGGCCCAGCCCUGGCUGAGCUCCGUCGAGCUCAGGCCGCAGGAGUGAGCCUGAGCCUCUACAUGGAGGAGAGUGUGCAGGAGCUGCUGCGGGAUGCUGCUGAGCGCUUCAAGGGCUGGGUGAGCGUGCCAGGACCCCAGCGCACAGAACUGGCUUGCAGGAAGGCACCAGACGGGCACCCGUUGCGUAUGUGGAAGGCGUCCACAGAGGUGGCAGCCCCUCCAGCUGUAGUGCUACAUCGUGUCCUACGGGAGCGGGCCCUUUGGGAUGAGGACCUACUUCGAGCCCAGGUGCUGGAAGCCUUGAUGCCAGGGGUGGAGCUGUACCACUACGUCACCGACAGCAUGGCACCCCAUCCUUGCCGUGACUUCGUGGUGCUCCGAAUGUGGCGCUCUGACCUGCCUCGUGGGGGCUGCCUGCUUGUCUCCCAGUCCCUGGAUCCUGAACAACCUGUGCCGGAGUCAGGGGUGCGGGCUCUCAUGCUCACCUCCCAGUACCUCAUGGAACCUUGUGGCCUGGGACGCUCGCGCCUCACUCACAUCUGCCGUGCUGACCUCAGGGGCCGUUCUCCUGACUGGUACAACAAAGUCUUUGGGCACCUCUGUGCUAUGGAAGUGGCAAAGAUCCGGGAUUCCUUCCCCACGCUGCAGGCAGCUGGCCCUGAGACAAAGUUGUGAGGCUUAGGCCAGCAUGGCCCAGGCCCCCUGUCACCAAGGAAGUGAAAGGGAAUAAGAACAGACCCCCCCCCCCUCGCCCAGGCUGCAGCCAGCAGCAGAGUUAGGCCCAGGUGGCUCUGGCUGCCCUGCUGCCUUACUUCCUAAAGUGCCUCUGCAUGCACAGGCCAGGGUGGGGUGGGGAGGGUUUAGGUGUCCCCCUCCACUCUAUCUUCAUGCCCAGCACUGCAUUCUGCUCUCCCAAGAGAAGACAAUCAUGUUAGUAGCAGGAAGACUGCUGCUGUCCAUCACCUGCCCAGUAAGCCACAACAGUCCCCUACCUGAAGGGAGAAAGAGGUCAAGAGCACUUAUGGUCCCAGCUCUCUGCCAGACUGAGAGACCAAGCCAUCCUGUUUGGUGCUAGGAUCCUUUUGAGGUUGGACAGGAGGUUCUGGUCCUGCCUUUGGGGUCAACAUUGGCCCUAAACUGGCCAUUCCAGAAAUGGAACUAGAACAUAUAGGCAGAGGGGAAGAGCAUGGGACAGCCCCAACCACCAUAAGUUGUUUGAUUUAUGUAAAUACGAUGCCAAUUUUUAUGAGGCUGAUUUAGAGUGGGCACUGACAGGCCCCUAGUAGGUGACAUGACGAUUUGGGAUAGCUUGAGACAUGAAGGUGAACAACCUUCCUUUCUCAAGUCUCAAGAGACCAAUGAACCAAUCUCCCUUGGCUUGGGCUCCACAUUUUAUCUGCCACUUCCUGGGGUCCCGGGUACCCUUUGACUGUGCACUGCCAUGUCUGCAGAGUAAACAAGUUCACUCCCACCACACAGGCCAAGUCAAAGUACUUAGUGGCAGAAAGACAAGUAUCUAUGUCCCCAUCACUUUUGCUUAUGGUAGUGGGCUAACAUAAUAGCCCUUUCUUGGGCCAGUGAGAUGGAAAGGCCCAUUUUAACCAGCUGGGGCUUUAUCCAAACCUCAUCAGUCCUACUCACUGGCCAGCUUUGCUCACAUGGAGAUCCAAUUGCCAUUCAAAGACCCACUGGUGCUUUAUUUUUCUUUCUGCUAAAUAAAUUGGAGUGGGAUGGGUCCCAGCCACCAUUGUAAUUUUUGAGCUUAUUUUAUUUGUACCUAUAAAUACUGUACAGUCAGAAUAUAUAUGUGUAUUUGUAUGUGUACAUAUAGAUACAUAUAUACAUAUAUAUGCACACACAUAUAUACAUGCAUAUAUAUAUAUAUAGUUUCUCCUAAAUGGGUUAUAAUCUCUAAGUGGGAGCAAGGGUCUGGAAGGUCUCAGGGCAGGACAGUUCCUAUGGGAGGGGAGAGGUGGAGAGCAGGGUACAGAAGAAUCCCUUGGCAGAACAAUAAAGCAUUACUAGAGAUGAA
Messenger RNA from Marmota monax (woodchuck), 4758 nucleotides. RefSeq names its product StAR related lipid transfer domain containing 8 (gene Stard8). The transcript is spliced from 14 exons. The coding region runs from base 84 to 3401 and encodes 1105 amino acids. Lineage: Eukaryota; Metazoa; Chordata; Mammalia; Rodentia; Sciuridae. The record is from RefSeq and is a predicted model, not a curated record. Gene Ontology annotation, molecular function: lipid binding; GTPase activator activity. Gene Ontology annotation, biological process: signal transduction; actin cytoskeleton organization; regulation of Rho protein signal transduction.